AUGUUUUAUGCUCGACUAGAUUCAACUCGACUGCGCAUGGCGCUUCUAUGGGAUGUUGGCGUUGACAUAAUGUCAACAAUUAAGGUACUUCCGCAGUAA
Messenger RNA from Diachasma alloeum, 99 nucleotides. RefSeq lists its product as uncharacterized. The record is from RefSeq and is a predicted model, not a curated record. The transcript has a single exon. Lineage: Eukaryota; Metazoa; Arthropoda; Insecta; Hymenoptera; Braconidae. Bases 1 to 99 code for a protein of 32 amino acids.